UACACAAAUAAUAACAUGCAUAAUUGAAUUGAGUGACAUUUCAUUUAUCAUAAAUCACUCCUAAUUGGAUGUUGUUCCAAAAAUAAUAUUGGCACACAAUCUAAUUGUGUUGCCAGGCAUGCAUAGGCAAUGCCCUGAAUGCUAAAUGCCUGGAUCCUGUGCAGAGGAGAGCAGGGUUAUGUUGCUCUCUUUGAUGGCACAGGCUCCACAGAGAGAACCACAGGUCAAUAGCUUCCUGUCAGUGCAGGGCUUCGUGUUUUCCCUCUCAGUAAUAUAGUGCAUGGCCUUUCUACCUGAACUUUGCUGUAAAUGUGCUGAGCCAGCGAGGGCAGAAAAAGCAGCACAUUGCAUAUUCAUCUCUUUGCUCUUCUGCUCUUCUAACCAGUCAUUCUAGUUCAAGACCACAGGAAAUCAGUUUUUCUCCUGAAAUCCUUUGAUAUAUAGAUUACCAUUAAAAGGUUUGGGAACUCACACAAGAACUCAACAUGAAGCCCCCAGGCAGGAGUGAAGCAGAUGUGCAGGAGGAAGAACAGCAGCUGGAAGCCCGUUGUCAGGAGGUGGAGGAGCAUCUGCAGGAGCAGCAGCAGGUCCAGAGUGAUCUGAGAUGGGAGCUGAGCCAGAAGUCAGUGCUGGUGGGCGCUCUCCGUGCCAGUCUGAAGGAGAAAGAGCGCCGUUUCCUGGAGGAAUUAAAACACCGCAGCCACAGGACCACUGCACUCAACACCGAACUGCAGAAGCAGACAGAGGUGGCUGCAUACCUGUCCUUCCAGCUGCAUUCAGCAAAGCAGAAACUCCAGCAGCAGAAGCAGCAGCAGCAGCAGCAGCGAAGGAGGCCGGCCCAGCUCGGCACGGACAAGCCCCCCGUCCACCCUUCACCUCAGGCCAGCGCCAGCAGCCCAACUGUGAUUAAACCCAAGCGGCGGAGCUCGAGCCGGCCCUCCUCGCACCUCCGCACGGAGCGCGCCAGGGAGUGCGUGCCGCGCGAGAGGGUGACGGGCCCAGAGGAGCCCAUGGCCAUGCCUGACCCCGCCCUCUUCCUAUAUCCCUACAGACACAGAUCCCGGCCCCUCCCACCACAUAGACACGCCCUGCAGGAGGCAGAUGGGGAGGAGUCAGAGGAGCUGGAUCAGGGAGCUUCAGUGAGCAGACUGGCAACGACAGUAGCUAAAGCCACUGCGACCACGGCAUCCACUACAGAGAACAACGCUGAAUGAGCGUUUCUUUUACAGUUCACCUCAACGACCUACUUGUUUUUAUGAUAUUUACCCCUGAAUUGCUGAAUUGCACCUUGAGCCCCUCGGGAGAACUUUUGCAUUAUGACAGAAAUGUUUAUAUUUGCAAUACGGCUAGCUUUUUUCUUCUUCUUUUUCUUUCUUUCUACAGUUUGCACAUGCAGUGAUGAAUAGACAGAGGAGAAAUUCUUGCUUACGCUCUUGUUAAACCAAAAUUGAUGUUUAUGUUGCUGUAAAGCAUUUUUGUAAUCAAAAAUGACCCUGAGGUCCUCAAUACUGUUUCAUGCAUCCUGUAUCUGCAGCGUGUAGUUUUUUUUUUCACUGGCAAUAUUAAGAGGUUACAGCAUUCACACUGACAUUUAUGCCACCCACACAUUAUAUUGCUGAUGAAUCAGUCACAAUAAGAUCUCUAACAUGCAUUUACAAACUAAAAAAAGAUACAUUUUCAUUUCAUGUCGUCAAUGAACGUGUAUUUAUUUGAAAAUUCAAGCAUAGCCAUCGUCACUCACGUGAACGAGCACUGAUUUGAGCUGAUUUAGUCAGCGAAAUCGUGUAGGCUAGCAUAAGCAGCAUUAUACACUUCAUAUAUUGUUAUACCCUGUGUGAUCACUGACUGUGAAAACCCAUUUGGAGGUGGUCUGGGAUGGAUUCUAAAUAUAUUUAAUGAAAGUGUAAAUGCACAUGCGUUGUCAUUAAGCGUCGUCAUUAGGCGCAAGAAAGGAAAUGCAACGAAUGCAUUUUGAUUGAUCCGUCGAUGUUUUUAGUUCAUUUGAAUGAAGGUGUAAAAGCAUGCCACUUAAUAUCCGGAUAGGAAACACCUGUUCAUGUCAGAUGUAAAGGGGGUCGCACAGCACUAAACACGUUUAAAAUGCAGCAUAAAUCUGUUUAUAGCACGAAUAUUUUAUAUUGUUACACUUUGGAUACAUGUAAAUACUAUUUAAAUGCAGUCCCCUCUUUAUUUAAAUUCAUAGGCUAAUUCUCAAUUGCACAAUAGAAAUCACAAUUUCAAUGUUAUUAAGAAAUAUGCAAUGUUGUAACUCAUAAAUCCCUUCAUCCCUACUGAAACACUGUCAGUGUGAAAGCAGAACCCCGCUGUUUACUCGAUGCAGACGCAUGAUGUGCGAAACAGGCUAAGACAGUGUCCUUGUGAACCUGUUACUGCUGCUGAGUUAUUGUUCAACUGGGUUUUUUAAUCUAUGUGCCCUUGUGGAAUAUCUCAUCUCAGAUAUUUCUGAAUGAUCAGGUUGUCUGGUGUCACCACAAGUGCACUCUCUCAUCCCUCCUGAUGCGAUGGGGAUUUUCUCCCCUACAUAUACUGGUUCAGUUAGAGAAAUCCUGUGUGAAUGAGAUCUGUAGGCUGUACAGCCUGAAUCAUUUGCUUAAGUGCUUUAUCUGGCGUAUAGCGUGUUUAUGUGUGGGCUUGUUGAUUAGAAGAGAGCGGGCUCAAGGGUCAACGCGCCAUUGUUCUGCCAUCAUUAAAUGAUCCAGUGAUGCCCAAAGGACUGAUUAGUUUUAUGCUGCUUAUGCUGUAAUAUUUUAGUCUGAUGUUGCAGAUAACAUGUUUGCAUAUGUUUCAUUAGAAUCACAAUCCUGUUUUAUAAUUCUUUGAGGUCAGGUAAAUGUGCAUAUACCGAGCUUUGGUGAUAUGAUGAUUAAUAGCAAUGUGAUACAUAUUGCAAACAUAUUAAAUGUUUGUAUCACACAAAAGCUUGUAAAAGAUGAGAAGUGGUGUGGUACAAAUUGAGACUAAACUCCUGCACUUAGAUGUAUUACUAAGUUCAUGGAAAUGGAUUGAAUUGGGGUGAAUUAAUGAGUAGGUUAUACCAUAGUGUCACAGUCCACGACGACGACCGUAAUUUUGCAGAAACAUGAAAGUGAAGGUGAUUUAGUACCACCUAUUUGCAAACUGAGCUUUUCUAUAGAUAUUUACAAUUGUAUGUGUUAUUUCUCUUUACUUUUAUUAGAUCAGAAUGCUUGUAAUAUUGAAUAUAAGUUUGUUAAAAAUCCAAAUAUGAAAAGCAGUCCUAAUAGGGAUUGUAACUGAAUGCAUAAAAAGUUUUCCUUUCAGCUUAAAAUUGUGUCUACUUUGACACAGCCCUAACAAAAGUGAUAUUUGCUUCACUCAGGGUCUGAAACCUUAUUUUGUAAGUGUAGACGCAGACAUGCCUGACUAUUUAAAAGGCCUAUAACCAGUUUUUGUAUUGUAUCAGUGCAGAGAUAUAGGAUUGAUUUAGGACAUUAGGUUGAUUUAGACGGUGUGACAUGAUAUAAUCACAAUUAGUUAAUUAAUACAUUUUGUUUUUCAUUUAAUGUUUCAUCUUGAAAACAUAUCGAUGAUUAUGAAAUGAUUGUCUAAUUGAUUUCUUAGUUCUUUAUAAUACCAUUGUGAUGUUAAAAAGAGAAGCAAUACUGCCUCACAUGAUGACUUCUAUAUAAUCAUAUUUACAACAUACAUAUUUGAAAAUUGUGUUGAAUUGGAAACAAUAAUCCAUAGAUACAGAUACAGUACAUGCAAUAUCUGAUUUUUCUGAUGUUAUUUUGUUGUCCCCAUUUCCAUGCGGUUAACAUUGUGCUUACCGAGGGUUUUAUGGUGAUUUUAUUAGGCUCUGUGGAAUAACCCCCUGGUCUUCCCUUUAACAGUCUUGACUGUUUUUUCGUUUGUCCUGUUUUAGAAUGACAGUGAUAUGACAUGGGAAUAAGUGAUUAGAACCAAAUUUCACGGGAAAUUGCAGCAAUGUAACACUGUAUUUGUAUGUUUGUCCAAUUCCAGACUUCGGUGUCCUGUUUCACAAACAUUUGGAAAGUUAUGAAAUGUACACAGUAAUUCAAAUCUCGGAUGAUCCAACAUUGUGCAACAAUAAUGUGUCGCAAUAAAUAAUCCACUGUUUACUCUG
Messenger RNA from Megalobrama amblycephala (Wuchang bream), 4126 nucleotides. It is a transcript of the gene ccdc92ba, whose product is annotated as coiled-coil domain containing 92Ba. Lineage: Eukaryota; Metazoa; Chordata; Actinopteri; Cypriniformes; Xenocyprididae. The coding region runs from base 486 to 1214 and encodes 242 amino acids. The transcript has 3 exons. The record is from RefSeq and is a predicted model, not a curated record.